AUGACCGUCGCGACGGUGGAGGAAUCAGGUUGGUUCAACAAACUUUGUAAGGGGGACACAUCGUCAAAGAAGUUCGAGUCCGCCUUCAAUUCAACACACAGCAAACCUCUCACUAUUACCACAACUAUGGCUUCUCAUAAAGUCAAGAUAGCGGCUCGGCUUAGACCACGGCUCGACGGGGAACUCGACGAUGACUCAAUUAAAGUCGUACACCAAUCUAACAACACCGGGGGUUCUUCAAGCUCAAGUGGAGGCAGCAGCUUCAUUUCGGUGGCAAACCCUAGAGACCCCACACAAGUUUUCAAGUUUCCUUUUUCAAGUUGCUACGAUCAAGAUUCCACUCAAGAGGAGAUAUUUGAGAACGAUGUGGAGCCAUUGAUUGACGUUGUAUAUAGCGGUGUUACCGUCACUAUCUUUGCAUAUGGUGUCACUUCCUCGGGGAAAACCCACACCAUGCAAGGGACACGCAACGAACCUGGCGUUAUUCCCCGUGUCGUUAGAGCCAUGUUUGAGAAAAAAGCUUCUUUCCACCAAUACCAGACCUCGCUUUCAGUUUCGUAUAUGGAGAUUUACAAAGACGAGGUUUACGACCUGCUGGUAACCAGAGAAAAUGCUCCCAAACUUCCUGUAAGAGAAAACGACAGCGGCAUGGUUUUCGUCGCCAAUUUAACCAAAAUGGAGAUUUCUGGAGUUGAAGAGUUUGAUAACAUCUAUAAUACUGCAACCAAACACCGGUCGGUGGGUGCCACGAAUCUGAAUAGGGCGUCGUCGCGCUCGCACGCAGUUCUCACUAUCGAAGCAUCUAUGGUGGAUCCAGUUGCGAAUACGACACUUACUGGAAAAAUCAACCUGGUCGACCUUGCUGGCUCGGAGAACAACAAGCUCACAGGAAACGAUCCAUCCCGCAUGGCCGAAUCAUCUGCGAUUAACAAAUCUUUGAGUGUUCUCGGGCAAGUGGUCCACGCGCUGAAUCAAGGAGCAUCACGCAUACCUUAUCGCAACUCCAAAUUGACUCGCAUCUUACAAGACGCUCUUGGUGGCUCAUCCGUGGGGCUGUUGAUUUGUAACUUGGCCCCAGGCAUCAAAUUCCGUCAGGACACCCUGAAUACUCUUAAUUUUGCUGUUCGCACAAAGAAUGUCGAAAAUCGGCCUGUUGUCAACGAACGCGAUAACCGACCUGUUCCAAAACCCCAUUUUGCAGCCGUCUCUAUUCAGCCACCUGCGUCCAAACCAGCACCUGCCAUCGUUCAAGCGAUCUCCACUGCAGGCUCUGGUUCAACUGCAGGGGCCAAACGUGCUCGCCCAUCUUUGGUUCCCAUGUCAAGAUCGUCCCGCAUCUCCUCAAUAGGCGGUGGACACGGGUAUCAAUCAUUUGGACUUGCUGGGGCGGCGGCGGCAGGACGAAGACAAACCGGGAUGUUUGAAAAGAUAAGAGAAGAGGAUCAUUCAUACGACCGGUCCGGCAGUGUUGGCAUUGGUAUGACAGAAAAGGAGAUCGAUGAGCGGGUGUGUUAUCACUUCUCGGCGAUAUUGGCAGGGCGCCAGGCUGAUCAUCUUUUGCCACCGCAGAUUUCGAAAGCAGUUGAGGCAGCUGUGGAAGCUGAAGUAACUAGGCGACUAGCCGAACGUGAGCGUCAAAGGGCAGAAGCUGAACAGAACGAGAAAGAAGCUGCGAGGAGAGAAGGACAAGUUUCUAGGACAGGCACGCCGACCAAGGAGACUAGUCUACCUUCAGGUGUCCUGACUCCUCUCUUGAAACGUCACAAAGAUCUUGAUGAGGAACUCAAGAGCCGUCUCCAUGAACUUGAGAAAAAAUAUGAAAGAGGAACUAAGGAGACACAGCUAGCGGAUGUCCUGUCACCCGUUUCCAAGAAGAAAACGGGUCGCGCUUAUGUUGCGCUUGCACGUGCACAUUCCGAAAAGGGCGAUUUGCAAGUCGCACUCGACUUGUAUCGCAAGGCCGAGACCUACGUGCCUGAUAACAUCAAACUUAAAGAGAGAAUAAUCGAGAUCGAAUGGGCAGUCCGGAAUAACACGGCCUACGUUCCUUCGCCCAAGCCGCCCAGGAAACAGAAAUCCAAGAAGAGAUCAAAGUCUGCCUUGUCACGCGAGGCUCUUCCCGCUAUGGACGCCAUGGAUGUAGAUAACGGAACGAAGGGCAAGGGUAAGGAUGGAUUUGUUGGGAAGCUUGGAGAGUUUGGCAUGGACUUCACAAAUACUGAGAGUCCCAACAAGAGCAAGCGCACCUAUGAUGAUGCAACCGAAAGCGAAAAUAUGCAAACACCCAUGAAAAAGCAGAAACGCACCGCACUUCAUGGGACGCCAUCUAGGAACAUAGCUGCAGGAGAAGAUGUGGAUCCAUUUGCUCUUCAAAGGAAAGACCGGCGACACGUCAUUUCGUGA
Molecule: messenger RNA, 2403 nt
Organism: Psilocybe cubensis
Lineage: Eukaryota; Fungi; Basidiomycota; Agaricomycetes; Agaricales; Agrocybaceae
Exons: 14
Coding region: 1-2403 (800 amino acids)
Biological process (GO): mitotic spindle organization; microtubule-based movement
Molecular function (GO): microtubule binding; ATP binding; microtubule motor activity
Source: RefSeq, a predicted model, not a curated record